CAAAACACUGGCAACGCUGCCGAAGAAGUUUAUAUUCGUGCGCGUAAAAGGCAGCUUGUUGCAAGGUUUUCCCAAACAAAAUGCUGAACUACAUUAAGGAAGCAAUCAUGGCGCCGUCCACACGCAGCAGUUGUAGCAAAGUGAACCAAACUCUGGACAAGGAUCCAGAUAAACAUAAAAAUCUAAAAGCUCCAGCCAAAAUGCUGGGCUAUAAAAUAACAGACAAUGAGCGCACACGGAAAUUCGGUAUUGGCGCCAAUUCAUUAGAAAUGCUGCUACAGAAGGCACAGCUCAAAUUUCCGCUGCAGGAGCUGCACAUUUAUCUGGCCAUUGAUGGCUUUGAAGUCUCCGACGAGGAGUAUUUCAACAGUUUGCCUGCUCAAACGCUCUUCAUUGUGGCUGGACCCGAUGCAGUCAUCACAACGGAUGCCGACUUUGAGUUUGAGAAAAUGCGCCAACAGUCGCCGCUGCUGAAGGUUGCAGACAUUUUCUACGACUUCAUCGAACAGCAUCCGGACAAGUUUCGACGUAUGAUUACGGAGUAUGAGCAGCAGAAGCAGCGACGAGCCUUGGACAACACGAAAGCGCAUCUCAGCUUAAAGGCCGAGCACGUUGAGUGGUUCGAGGGCAGCGAAGAACGAUUUCAGUCCAAGGAGGAGGCCAUGGCCGUCAGGGCGCAGACACGUGUGCGUGGGUACUACUACAAGACCAAAGAAGAGCUGACGCGUAAUCCGCUAUACAGACAGAAUGCCAAGGCCAGGCAAAUCAUAAACUCUGUGCUGGAGCAAUUUCGCUAUCUUCUUAUUGGCUGCGAUUACUUUUCGAUGAUGUUCAAUCGAAAGUGUGAGCUGAAGCAUGAGAUUUUGCGACAGCAUGGGGAAGCGGAGGAACCCGACGCGGCGAGCGUGCCCAAUAAGCGGCUGCGACAAGUCAUUAAAGAUUAUACGACGCGAAAUGCCAUCCUCGACGAAUGGUCCGUUUCGCUGUGCACGGACUUAGGCGACUUCUAUUGCCAGGGCUCUUACUCGGACAAUGGCAAUUACUGCUCGCUGAAGCACACCAUCAAUCCAUAUGCUUCACGGGAAAAUCUCAUAUUGUUUCAAGUGUGGAAUCUUGACCAUCAAAUCGAACUGUGUCGCACCAUUUUGCCGACGUUGGUGGCCAAUGUUCAAGAACUGGUAACACAGCCGCAGCGUAAAUGCGCGUUGCACAACAAACGCGUUGUGGACGUCUCUGUGCUGGAGUACUUCUUGGAGAUAUUCUCGCUCAAGAAUCUCAAACUGGUCCACAUCGUGUGCCAUGAGAAGGUGCAACGCACUAAUCAGUCCAAUGGGCGCCUCCUCUGCGCCGAUUGCCACGAAUAUCGCAUUGUGCAGGAGCUCAUGCAGGUGCAAGCAUCGGAGAUAACUUCCUAGAGUGGUUUACGGCGUAAUCUACUAAAGCAAUAUAAUAUGCAAUAACUGUAAACAUUCUUUUAUGCAAUAUUACGAACUGCUUUAACAAGCUUUGGGCUUAAAAUGUGUGCCAAACUUCGGUGUGUAUAUAUCAUAAUAUGAUUUACACAAUUCUCAAAUGAGUUAGCUCAAUGUCAAAUUGUACAAAUCUCAAGUAUCUCAAAGUUAACUAUCAAAGUUUAGUGUUAAAAUAAUUGACAUAUUUAUGCAUUUAUUACAAGGAAAACGUUGAUCUGCAUGCCCUAUAUACAAUAUACAUACAUGUUAUAUACAUAUAUAUAUAUAUAUACGAGUUAGCUUUAAAUGUUGUUAAUUGUAGUAGGUGAGUUUUGAGCAGGCAUAUUGCCCGUUGCUUUGUUCAACAUGUCCAUUUUAAGAUACUGUAAACUCGACAUAUGUAUGUAUGUCAAACAGCAAUUAUAUUUGCAUAAUGAAUAUAAUUGAUCCUAUCUUAACAACGUAUAGAUUAUUGAAUUUACUGAGUGUGUGCUUUUAUUUAAGUGCAAUAUGAAUACUACUUCAAUAUACAUAUAAAUAUACAAUAAAACACACACAAAUAUAUAUACUACGAGAAUCUAUCCUAGAACGAAUUCAUGCUCAUGUACCUAAAUACAUUUGUAACUACAUACAAGUACAACAGUUUUGCUACACUCGGCUUCUCUGUACCUAUGAAGAUAAAUUAAAUUAAAAA
Molecule: messenger RNA, 2145 nt
Organism: Drosophila navojoa
Lineage: Eukaryota; Metazoa; Arthropoda; Insecta; Diptera; Drosophilidae
Gene: Drep4
Product: DNA fragmentation factor-related protein 4
Biological process (GO): apoptotic process; apoptotic DNA fragmentation
Cellular component (GO): nucleus; cytoplasm
Molecular function (GO): DNA endonuclease activity
Source: RefSeq, a predicted model, not a curated record